Molecule: messenger RNA, 1066 nt
Organism: Panicum virgatum (switchgrass)
Lineage: Eukaryota; Viridiplantae; Streptophyta; Magnoliopsida; Poales; Poaceae
Product: trafficking protein particle complex subunit 3-like
Exons: 6
Coding region: 31-792 (253 amino acids)
Biological process (GO): endoplasmic reticulum to Golgi vesicle-mediated transport; intra-Golgi vesicle-mediated transport
Cellular component (GO): TRAPP complex; cytosol; cis-Golgi network membrane
Source: RefSeq, a predicted model, not a curated record
CGAAGGGGUUCACAUCAUCACGGUCCAUGGAUGCUGCAUCAUCACCAUCUACCCCUGCACACCCCACAUCGCUGCUCGGCUUCUCUCCUCCCCGAGCACUUCGCCUCCGCCUCGAGCCGGCGCCACCACAGCCGCAGGCCCCGCCGGAAGCGAGGAGCUGCGGAAGCAGGGGAGGGGCGACGCGGCGACUGCGCUCGUCUUCCCCGCCACCGUCGGCGUCCUCUCGCGAUGGCACCUCUCACGGCCCCCAAGUCCGGCGACGCCCUCUUCGCCAGCGUCGAUCGCGUCAACGCGGAGCUGUUCACGCUCACGUAUGGCGCCGUCGUGCGGCAGCUGCUCACGGAUCUGGAGGAGGUCGAGGAGGUCAACAAGCAGCUAGAUCAGAUGGGUUACAACAUUGGAACACGGUUGAUUGAUGAGUUCUUAGCAAAGUCAAACGUAUCAAGGUGUGUUGACUUCAAGGAGACUGCUGAUGUUAUCGCAAAGCUUGGAUUUAAGAUGUUCUUGGGUGUGACUGCAACUGUAACCAAUUGGGAUGCCGAGGGUACAAGCUGCAGCUUUAUAUUGGAGGACAAUCCUCUUGUUGAUUUUGUUGAGCUCCCUGACACUUGCCAAGGCCUUCAGUAUUGCAAUGUGUUAAGUGGAGUAAUCAGGGGAGCAUUGGAAAUGGUGUCUAUGAAGACAGAGGUGACAUGGGUCCGUGACAUGCUCCGUGGGGAUGAUGCCUAUGAGAUGCGUGUGAAGCUUAUCAAGCAAGUCCCCGAGGAAUACCCCUACAAGGACGAUGACUAGUUUGAGUUUAAGCGAAGUUCCUGCAGCAGGGCGCUAGUUUGCUUGUCUGGAUGUUAAUUUUGUUGUGGAUAUAGUCCUGGUAUUACAUGAUGUCACAAGAGUAAACUGUUGAUUGCAUUUACAAUUGUCGUGUGUAUUACUGGUGUAUUGUAGAAAUAUUGCAUAUCUUCCAUGCCUUGUGGCUUUGAAUUAAUCCGGUGAAUUACGGGCAUCUGUGCUGCUCUGGAUCGUUCCUGCUGUGCUAGCCAAAAAUAAAGUUUUUUUCUUUACAGUC